Messenger RNA from Penaeus monodon (black tiger shrimp), 518 nucleotides. It is a transcript of the gene l(2)37Cg, whose product is annotated as DNA-directed RNA polymerases I and III subunit RPAC2-like. The record is from RefSeq and is a predicted model, not a curated record. Gene Ontology annotation, molecular function: DNA-directed RNA polymerase activity; protein dimerization activity; DNA binding. The coding region runs from base 89 to 469 and encodes 126 amino acids. NCBI's taxonomy places the organism in Eukaryota, Metazoa, Arthropoda, Malacostraca, Decapoda, Penaeidae. The transcript is spliced from 4 exons. Gene Ontology annotation, cellular component: RNA polymerase I complex; RNA polymerase III complex. Gene Ontology annotation, biological process: DNA-templated transcription.
AUGUAAACAACGGCAGAAACAACAAUCGCUAAAGGUAGCGAAUUGGACUUUUCACCCAGACCUUGCAUAUUUCUCAUUGCCUGACACCAUGCCCGUUGGUCCCGAUGGAUUUCGUGUGCCAAAUGCUAAUGAAGGUGACUCGAAAAAUAAAUUAGAAUGGUUGGUGGGGCCAGGGCAAGAUGAAUAUUGCCGUACUUUUGUAAUCAAUGAAGAAGACCACACAUUAGGAAAUGCAUUGAAACACAUAAUCAUACAAAACCCAGCUGUCUCAUUCUGUGGAUAUACAGUUCCUCAUCCAAUGGAACGCAAAAUACAUGUUCGUAUACAAACAAAUAAAGUUCCAGCUGUCCAAGUACUUAGACAAGCACUGAAGGAACUGAAGGAGCAGAAUGAAUUUAUUAGACAAAUGAUUAAGGAUGAAGUUAAAAGAUAUCAGGAGGCUCAUCCAGAGGAAGAGAAUAUGGAAUAAUUAUGUAUGAUUAAGUUGUAUGUCACUAAGUAGAGUUUAGGUCACUCUU